CCUCCUAUAAAUAAAAACCACCUUGCACUUUGUAUUGUAUAACAUACAUCAUAAACAUAAAUAAACUUUCUUUGUAGCAAGCAGCAAUGAAGCCAAUCGACGAGAAACAAGAGACGGUAACAAUAAGAGCAGUGAGUCACGACGAAGAAGGAAAAAAGAGAGUUGAAAAAACAGAACUAAACACACACAACAUAGACACAAUCAAACAUGUGGAGAAGAAACUCAUCAACAACGGUGUCCAACGUCUGGACCGCCACCCUGUCGACGGCAUAGGCAUUGGCCGUGGACCGCCGAAGUCUGGUCGUGGUGGUAAGUUUACUUGGGAAGGUCCGGCUGAUAUGGUUGAUAAUAUGCUUGAUCCGGCGCCGGCGGCUAUGGAUGAGAAUGAUCCUAAUUAUGUAGACGAGGAAGAUGGAGAGGAUGCUGCUAAGGAGUUGAUUGUUGGUGAUGUUGAUGUUGCUAAGGUUGGUGGGGAAAGAGAUGGUGUUGCUAGAGUUGAUGUUGAUCCUCGUUUGGUUGCUAAUUAAUCUCUUCAUUGAUUUAGUUUGUUUAAUUUUAUUUUUUAAGUUGGUUGUUUGUGUUGUAAUAUGUUGAUUAUGUGGAAUGUGUGAUCCGUUGUAAAUAUAAUCAAGCAAGAAUGUAACAGUUUGUUUAAAUUUCCUUAUUAAUCUUUUGCAGAAUCCAGAGUGAAACAGAUAAAAGAAAUAAUAGGAACUACAGGGUUUAUUAUUUGCA
Medicago truncatula (barrel medic) is the source of this 735-nucleotide messenger RNA. RefSeq lists its product as uncharacterized. The coding region runs from base 87 to 527 and encodes 146 amino acids. NCBI's taxonomy places the organism in Eukaryota, Viridiplantae, Streptophyta, Magnoliopsida, Fabales, Fabaceae. The transcript has a single exon. The record is from RefSeq and is a predicted model, not a curated record.